Molecule: messenger RNA, 2006 nt
Organism: Vanessa tameamea
Lineage: Eukaryota; Metazoa; Arthropoda; Insecta; Lepidoptera; Nymphalidae
Product: ATP-dependent DNA helicase Q1-like
Exons: 1
Coding region: 108-1994 (628 amino acids)
Biological process (GO): double-strand break repair via homologous recombination
Cellular component (GO): chromosome; cytoplasm
Molecular function (GO): nucleic acid binding; ATP binding; four-way junction helicase activity
Source: RefSeq, a predicted model, not a curated record
GAGAAGUACUACAUGUAUUUACGCGAAGUAGUUUUAAAUUUAAAUUUUUAACUAUAAAUAAUUCUUUCAAAAUAUGAAACAGAACAUGGUUUUAUUCAAAUUUUAAAAUGAAAUCAAUAGAAGAUUUAGAAAAGGAGGUGAAAGAGGUUGAUAAAGAGCUAAAAAAAAUUGAUGCUGAGUUAUUAAAAUGGAAAAAUUUACAGCGCGAAUUGCACGAGAAGAAAUCUUUACUAAAAAGAUCAAUAAAUAAAAUGAAGUCUGAUUCAUUAGCAAAUGUAGAUUGGGCUGGAAAUACGUAUGAAUGGUCAAAGGAUGUCAAGAAAACUCUUAACGACGUUUUUCGAAUAGAUUCGUUUAGACCAAAGCAAUUGAGUGCUAUAAAUUCUACACUUGCUGGUCAACAUGCAAUUAUUGUAAUGCCUACGGGAGCUGGAAAAAGUCUCUGCUAUCAACUUCCAGCACUGGUCAAACCUGGUCUUACUAUAGUUAUAUCACCCCUUAUCUCCUUAAUGGAAGAUCAGGUGCGAUCACUAAAGAAUAGAAAUAUCCAAGCUAUGCUGAUGACAAGUACAAGUCCAAAAGAUGAAACAUUAAAAGCUUUAAAUGUAUUAAAGGAUAAGAAUACAAAAAUUAAACUUUUAUAUGUUACACCUGAGAGACUUGCAAAAAGUAAGAGGUUUAUGUCCAACUUACAAAAAUGUUAUGCUGAAGGUAGAUUGCAAAGAAUUGCUAUUGAUGAAGUUCACUGCUGCUCUCAAUGGGGUCAUGAUUUUAGACCAGAUUACAGAUACCUUGGUAUUUUGUCUAAUAUGUUUCCCAAAACUCCAAUUUUAGGAUUAACUGCAACAGCAACAUCCCAUGUAUUAACUGAUGUACAGAAGAUACUUAACAUUCCCGGUUGUUUAGUGAUAAAAUCAACAUUUAAUAGACCUAAUUUAUAUUACAAAAUUUUAGAAAAACCUACCUCACAGGAAGAAUGCCUAACAAUACUUGAAAAGCUUUUGAAAAACAGGUAUAAAAGAGAGAGUGGUAUUAUUUACACUAAUAGUAUCAAAGACUCUGAAGAAUUAGCCCAAGGGCUAAGAAAGAGGGGUUUGUCUGUGGGCUGCUAUCAUGCCAAUAUGGAAGCAGAAUCAAGAUCUAAUGUACAUUUGAAGUGGCAUGAAAAAAGCUAUCAGGCUAUUGUGGCAACUGUUGCUUUUGGAAUGGGUAUUGAUAAACCAGAUGUUAGGUUUGUUAUUCAUCACACCAUCAGUAAAUCAAUGGAAAAUUACUACCAAGAGAGUGGUAGAGCUGGUCGUGAUGGUAAAAGAGCAGAAUGUCUUACUUUAUACAGAAUGCAGGAUGUUUUUAAAAUAAGUACCAUGGUAUUCUCUGCGGUCGGAAGUAUAGAUCAUCUAUAUGGUAUAGUUAAGUAUUGUCUAAAUGGAACCUUAUGUAGAAGGCAGUUAAUUGCUCAACAUUUUGAUGAAGAUUGGGGUGAUACUGAUUGUAACAAAAUGUGUGAUGUUUGCUCAUAUCCAAAUUCAAAUAUAAGGGAAAUAAGUCUGGAAUCACAUUGUAAAAUACUGUCUGGCAUUAUUGAUAAUGCUCACACACAAGAUACAAAAGUUACUGCUCAAAAGUUACUUGAUGCUUGGUACUUAAAAGGACCUGUUCCACUUAGACAUAAAGGAAAAGAACCAAAUUUUUCAAGGUCUAUAGGCGAAGAUGUGAUAGCAUUUCUGCUUGUAGAAGGGUAUCUUAUUGAAGAUUUUCAUUUCACAGCUUAUUCAACUAUUGCAUACAUAAAAAAGGGUCCUAAUAUGGAAGCAAUUAAUGAUGACAAUUUUACUUUGAAAAUGCCCUUAAGAAAAUAUACAGAAUUCCAUUUAGAUAGACCAGCUCCCAAAGAUGAUUCAGUUAUUGGGAAUGAUAUUACAGAAACGAGAAAAAGAAAGGCAAGCUCUGAAGUUAAUGGUAGAAAGUCUAAGAUUAUUGUUAUUGAUGAAUAAAAUAAUUGCUUC